Molecule: messenger RNA, 1652 nt
Organism: Elephantulus edwardii (Cape elephant shrew)
Lineage: Eukaryota; Metazoa; Chordata; Mammalia; Macroscelidea; Macroscelididae
Gene: PDGFC
Product: platelet derived growth factor C
Exons: 6
Coding region: 417-1454 (345 amino acids)
Biological process (GO): positive regulation of phosphatidylinositol 3-kinase/protein kinase B signal transduction; positive regulation of cell population proliferation; positive regulation of ERK1 and ERK2 cascade
Cellular component (GO): membrane
Molecular function (GO): growth factor activity; platelet-derived growth factor receptor binding
Source: RefSeq, a predicted model, not a curated record
ACCCUUGAGUUUUCGCCUCUGCCUUGUGCCUCAGACUGACAGGUGCUCCCAGCAACUUGCUGGUGACUUCUCGCCGCUCCCCCGUCUCCCUUGUGUCCCCACCCCCUCUUUUCCUCCCUCGCCUUCACCCCCACCCCCACCACUUCGGCACAGCUCAGGAUUUGUUUAAACCUUGGGAAACUGGUUCAGGUCCAGGUUUUGCUUUGAUCCUUUUCAAAAACUGGAGACACAGAAGAGGGCUCUAGGAAAAAGUUUUGGAUGGGAUUAUGUGGAAACUACCCUGCGAUUCUCUGCUGCCAGAGCAGGCUCGGCGCUUCCACCCCAGUGCAGCCUUCCCCUGGCGGUGGUGAAAGAGACUCAGGAGCCGCUGCUUCCAAAGUGCCCGCCGUGAGUAAGCUCUCGCCCCAAUCAGCCAAAUGCUCCUCUUCGGGCUUCUCCUGCUGACAUCUGCCCUGGUCGGCCAGAGACACGGGACUCAGGCGGAGUCCAACCUGAGUAGUAAAUUCCAGUUCUCCAGCAACAAGGAACAGAACGGAGUACAAGAUCCCCAUCAUGAGAGAAUUAUUACUGUGUCUUCUAAUGGAAGCAUUCACAGUCCGAGGUUCCCUCAUACUUAUCCAAGAAACAUGGUCUUGGUAUGGAGACUAGUAGCAGUAGAAGAGAAUGUAUGGAUACAGCUAACAUUUGAUGAAAGAUUUGGUCUUGAAGACCCAGAAGAUGACAUAUGCAAGUAUGACUUUGUAGAAGUUGAGGAACCCAGUGAUGGAACUAUUUUAGGGCGCUGGUGUGGUUCUGGUGCUGUUCCAGGAAAACAGAUUUCUAAAGGAAAUCAAAUCAGGAUACGAUUUGUAUCUGAUGAAUAUUUUCCUUCUGAACCAGGGUUCUGCAUCCACUACAACAUUGUCACUCCACAAUUCACAGAAGCUGCAAGUCCGUCAGUGCUUCCCCCUUCAGCUUUGCCGCUGGACCUACUUAAUAAUGCAGUCACUGCAUUUAGUACUUUGGAAGACCUUAUUCGGUAUCUUGAACCAGAUAGAUGGCAGUUGGACUUAGAAGAUCUAUAUAGGCCGAAUUGGCAACUUCUUGGAAAAGCAUUUGUUUUUGGAAGAAAAUCCAGAGUGGUGGAUCUAAACCUUCUGAAAGAGGAGGUGAGAUUAUACAGCUGCACACCUCGUAACUUCUCAGUGUCCAUAAGGGAAGAGCUGAAGAGAACAGAUACCAUUUUCUGGCCAGGCUGUCUAUUGGUUAAACGCUGUGGUGGAAACUGUGCUUGUUGUCUCCACAAUUGCAAUGAGUGUCAGUGUGUCCCAAGCAAAGUUACCAAAAAGUAUCAUGAGGUCCUUCAGUUAAGACCAAAGAUUGGUGUCAGAGGAUUGCACAAAUCCCUCACCGAUGUGGCGCUGGAGCACCAUGAGGAGUGUGACUGUGUGUGCAGAGGGAGCACGGGAGGAUAACUGCAGCGCCAAUGCACGGCUGCUUCUGUUACAGAAUUGAUACAUAAUCUGCAUCCGUAAUCUCAGUUGUUUGCACCAGGAACCUUUCAUCUCCAGGAUUUAUAGUACUUUCUGAAAGAGAAGUCACCAAACGGAAUUUGGAGUGUACAGCAGUUCUACUGCCUGCAGGCCCAAAGAAUGAGAUGAAAAGGUCUUCAA